Tachysurus vachellii is the source of this 3015-nucleotide messenger RNA. RefSeq names its product polo-like kinase 3 (Drosophila) (gene plk3). Gene Ontology annotation, cellular component: nucleus; spindle pole; cytoplasm. Gene Ontology annotation, molecular function: protein binding; ATP binding; protein serine/threonine kinase activity. Gene Ontology annotation, biological process: protein phosphorylation; mitotic G1/S transition checkpoint signaling; regulation of cytokinesis. Lineage: Eukaryota; Metazoa; Chordata; Actinopteri; Siluriformes; Bagridae. The transcript has 15 exons. The record is from RefSeq and is a predicted model, not a curated record. The coding region runs from base 94 to 2070 and encodes 658 amino acids.
CGUCUCGCGCUCUGCCGUGUUUGAGGAGCUGUUAAACGGUGUUCGGUGUCGCCACGCGGACGAUUUCUGUACCUGGACCUCUUGUAUUAAUGAAUGAACCCGUGUUGUUUCAGCACAGAACAGCGUCGCUCCUGUCAGAUGAUGAACCCGGAUCUGUUGAAGCCGGAGCGCUUUUCACCAGCGCCACAAAAACCGAACCGGAGCAAAUGUGAACAAACGAAAAUGGAGUCGCAGGUGGUGAUGGACUCAAAAACUGGAAGGUCUUAUUCCAAAGGAAAGCUUUUGGGAAAGGGAGGGUUUGCUCGAUGUUAUGAGAUGACUGAUCUUUCCAGCAACAAGAUGUAUGCAGUGAAGGUUAUUCCACAAAGCAGAGUCUCCAAGCCACACCAGAGAGACAAGAUAACGAAUGAAAUCGAGCUGCACAAAACCCUCCAGCACAAACAUGUUGUCAAGUUUUCUCAUCAUUUUGAAGAUCAGGACAACAUCUACAUCUUCCUUGAGCUCUGCAGCAGAAAGUCCUUGGCACAUAUCUGGAAAGCACGACACACCCUGACAGACCCUGAAGUACGUUACUACCUCAGGCAAAUCAUUUCUGGCCUCAAAUACCUCCACAACAAAAGAAUCCUCCACAGAGACCUCAAAUUAGGUAAUUUCUUUGUAAAUGAGAAUAUGGAAUUGAGAUUAGGAGAUUUUGGGCUGGCAGCAAAAAUGGAGACUGUUGAGCAACGGAAAAAAACUAUCUGUGGAACACCAAACUACCUGGCACCAGAAGUAUUAAAUCGUCAAGGACAUGGGACUGAGUCAGAUGUUUGGUCACUGGGUUGUGUGAUGUAUACACUUCUAUGUGGGAGUCCCCCAUUUGAAACAUUAGACUUGAAAGAAACUUACAAAUGCAUCAAAGAAGUGAAGUAUACACUUCCACCAUCACUCUCUCCAGCAGCACAGAAGUUAAUCUCUGCAAUUCUGCAAAAGAACCCCAAUGAUCGCCUUACUCUCGACCAGAUACUUGCUCAUGAGUAUUUCAGCAAGGCCUUUACUCCAGACAAACUUCCACCCAGCGCAUGUGUGAUGGUGCCAGAGCUCAACCCACCCAGCCCUGCCAAGAAGUUCUUCACCAAGAUGGCCAAGAGCCUCUUUUGCAAGAAGAAAUCCAAAGCAGAGAAGAACCCCAGUGAGGACAAGGAGGACAUCUCCAAGCUUGUCUCAGGCAUGGUGAAGCACUCUAUUACCCGGCAGAUCAGCCACAAGACAGUGGGAGUGAACGAGGUUUCAUCUCCAGCAGGACAACUGGCUGUUUCAGGGCCCUUAGACACACCAGCCGAGGACGAAUCCAGAAAGUCAACAUCUUGUUCCUUCAAAGGCACAGUUGCCAGCAGUACUGAUGGAGGUGAAGACUUACUGACCCCAGCUGCUGUAGCUGAGGCUGCAGUGAAGGUCCUUGUUAAUUGCUUGUCCACCAUGCCAUCAGCAUCUAAGAACGGUGCAUGUGUCACAAAGCCUAAACCUUUCGUCUGGGUGACCAAGUGGGUAGACUACUCCAAUAAGUAUGGCUUUGGCUACCAGCUCUCCAAUCAGAACGUGGGAGUCCUCUUCAACGAAGGCACUCAUCUGAGUCUAUGUGACCAGAGAAGGGUGGUUCGUUAUUGUUUGACAAACAAUAAACAUUUCACCUUCCAAGCGGCUGCACUACCAGAACAGCUUCAGAGCCAGAAACACAUUGUGGAGCUGAUGGCCAAUUACAUGGAGCAGAAUCUCAUGGAGGGUGGAGAUCUGGGGUGUGAAGACCAGCCAUCUCCUACUGACUGUCCCCUUCUCCUGCAGUGGAUGAAGACCGACCAUGCCUUAGUUAUGCUUUUUAACAAUGGUUCACUACAGGUGAACUUCUAUACUGAUCACACCAAGAUUAUCUUGUCCAAGUUGGCAGACACGUACUUGUUGACCUAUAUUAACCGUGAGCGGGUCUCCACCUCAUAUGCUCUGAACACACUCGGCGAGCAUGGCUGCUCCUCUGAGCUGCGCCACCGGCUCCAUUACAUGGUGCAGCUGCUGCAGCACUACACCAAAACAUAAAUGAACCACAAAAAGGACUUAAAGUCAAAAAGGUCUACUACUGAAAUCAUAUCUGGAGAAAGUUGCAUAAAGUUCUCCGAACCCAAAUUCUGGCCUCCUUGGACUUGGGGUGCACUGUUUUGGAUUUAGUUUUCUUUUCUAUGUCACACUGACACUACCAGCUUGACUUCACCAUGUACACAACAAAGUGACAAGGAGAUGGAAGAGAACUUGCGUGAUGAGGAUGAGGCUUUCUGUUUGAUCACCAGCCUUCACACUGUCUUGAAUAUAGACAUUUAUUAUUUCACUUAACGGCACACAUCAAGCAUGGAAAGCUGAUGAUUCCAAACAUUUUAAGAAUGAUCUAGUUUUAUACCUGGAGGGGCUAGUAUUCUGCAGCUGGACCGGCUAUAAACCAUAUUGAGAAGUGAAGUGAGUAAAGUGCCUUUCUGAGGAACAUCUUCUGGGUUGUGCAAUAAUAGCCCUUCUGUAUCUUAAGCUCAAAUAACAAAGGUAUCAGAAAGGGCUUGUGCAGUGGAGCUUUAUUUUUCUGCUUUCAUUUCAGUUUGGAUUGUGUUUAAAUGGAUGGAGAUAAACACUACAAACACCUGCUAUAAGCUUUUUGCCUGGUACAAGAUGUUGUGUAAUAUCCUCUCUCAGAUGAAACAUUAAAUGUUUUUCGUUUGUACCUCCAACUGUUUACAUCAUGACCACCACCACCAUGUGGCAUUGUUCUAAAUACUGUGACUGACUGUAGUGCUUAAGAAAUAAGUAUUUUUUUUUUUUCCAUCCCAUCACUGGGAGUCAUCUUUCCAGGCAAUUUUUUGGCACAUAUUUAUGUUUUUAUUUAUUUUUAUUUAUUUAUGUAACUAUGGUGUUAUCACUGUGUAAAUGUUCAGGAUCACUUUUUUAUGUAUUGGUAUCUUGAAAUCAUAAGGGGGGAAUAAAGUUUGUUGCUUAUGCAUA